GAAAAGCUAUAGCAUACAUUGGUAAUAUAUGGUCAUUUACUGAACCAAAUUUACCUACCAAUGUUGAAUUCCUGCCAACAAAUUUAAAAUCAAGGUUAUCCAACGAUAGGAAAAUGCAGAUCCUAGAACAAGCGAAAAAAGAUUUGAAAUUGGAUUUUAAUAAAGAAAUUUUAACGGAUUCAAUCUAUUUUUCGGGAAAAAAGCUAUCGAAAUUUGCCCUUUUGUGUUUGGUUUUAAAUGAAGGAUUGAAUGAACAGAACCUUGGUGCUAUUUGCAUUGAUAAGCUUAAAAAAAUAAUAGAUAUUUAUGCUCAGAAUCGACAACAAGCGAAACUAGUUUAUGAUACUACAUGGAAAGGUAUUGUCGGCAUUAGUGGAUUCACGAAAGGUGCUAGUACCGAUUUUGGCAAUACUUGGUACAA
Messenger RNA from Dentiscutata heterogama, 421 nucleotides. Lineage: Eukaryota; Fungi; Glomeromycota; Glomeromycetes; Diversisporales; Gigasporaceae. The record is from the annotation of a GenBank genome assembly.